Messenger RNA from Bicyclus anynana (squinting bush brown), 4266 nucleotides. It is a transcript of the gene rt, whose product is annotated as protein O-mannosyltransferase 1. Lineage: Eukaryota; Metazoa; Arthropoda; Insecta; Lepidoptera; Nymphalidae. Gene Ontology annotation, cellular component: membrane; endoplasmic reticulum. Bases 168 to 2660 code for a protein of 830 amino acids. The transcript is spliced from 9 exons. The record is from RefSeq and is a predicted model, not a curated record. Gene Ontology annotation, molecular function: dolichyl-phosphate-mannose-protein mannosyltransferase activity. Gene Ontology annotation, biological process: protein O-linked glycosylation via mannose.
UGUCACUGUCAGCUGUCAGUGUCAAAUCAAAACAUCCAAAAUUUAAAAGAGUUGUUGUGCAGUUUACAAUUUUAAUAAAAUAUUUAAUUUCAGAAAAUGUUUUAAUUAUAAAUUGAUUAUUCAAUAUCUAUCAUAAGUACUUAAUCAAUAAUUGACUGUGUUAAAUUAUGGAUACAAAGAAAUCCCUAAAAAAUCGCAAGACUCCAAAAGUAUUAAAUGAGGUCAGUGAACUUUCUGAAUCGGAUAAAUUCUUCAAAAGCUCAGAAAAUAAGAGAGAAGUGGGAGAUGGAGCGCCAGCUGAAAACGAAGUUGAGACAUCGAAAACAGUAAUCAAAACUAUAGAAGAUGUGGACAAAGCGAUCCCAAGUUUAUAUUUACAUUUAAAACUAGAUCUAGUUUUCAUUAUUCUACUCCUAGCGGCACUUGGUACAAGAAUCUACAAUUUAGAAGAUCCCAGAUACAUUGUGUUUGAUGAAUUACAUUAUGGAAGAUAUGUAACCCUAUACACAAAAGGAGUGUUCUUCUUUGACGCUCACCCUCCUCUAGGGAAACAGUUGCUCUAUUUAGCUGGACACCUAGCCGGGUACAAUGGUAAUUUUACAUUUGACAGAAUCGGCUCAGCUUACUCUGAGUCUGUGCCAGUAAGAGCCUUGCGUAUUGUGCCAGCUAUUAGUGGCAGCUUGCUUGUUGGAAUUACAUAUCAACUCAUGCUAGAAAUAUCUACAUAUCAAUCAACUGCUAUACUUGCUGCAGUCCUAGUAUUAUUUGAAAACUCAUUCCUAGCUCAAUCUAGGUUUAUGCUACUAGAAAGUAUACAGAUAUUAUUUGGAUUGUGGGGCAUUUUGUGUGUCAUCAAGAGCACUCGCAGAACUGGAUAUGCAGCAGUACUAUGGUUGUGCUUUGGUGCUUUUUCUCUUGGAUGUUGCUUCUCAGUAAAAUAUUCGGGAAUUUACACUUACUACUUGGCAAUAUUCCUAGUUGGACGACAAAUGUGGAGACGAAUGAGCAAUACCGAAUCCGGGCUAAGGCUUGCUGUGUCUACAAUAUGGAGACUGGUGGUUUUAAUUGGUAUACCAUUGGCGGUGUACAUUGGCGUGUUUUACGUUCACUUGGCGAUGUUGCCUAAGGCGGGGCCUCACGAUAGCGUCAUGACGAGUGCGUUCCAGGCCUCGCUGAAGGGAGGCCUCGCCAGUAUAACUAAAGGACAACCGUUGCAUGUGUCGCACGGCUCUCAAAUAACGCUCAGGCACUCUCACGGGCGCACGUGCUGGCUGCACUCGCACGCGCACGUGUACCCGGUGCGGUACGCGGACGGGCGCGGCUCGUCACACCAGCAGCAGGUCACGUGCUACAGCUUCAAGGACGUCAACAACUGGUGGAUCGUGAAGCGGCCCGAGCAGCCGUCGCUGGCCGUGGCCACGCCGCCCGACGCCGUGCGCCACGGCGAGGUGGUGCAGCUGCUGCACGGCAUCACGAGCAGGGCGCUCAACUCGCACGACGUCGCCGCGCCCGUCUCCCCGCAGGCGCAGGAGGUGUCUUGCUACAUCGACUACAACGUGUCGAUGUCGGCACAGAACCUGUGGCGUGUGGAGAUCGUGAACCGCGCGAGCGAGGACUCCACCUGGGACAGCAUCCGCUCGCUGGUGCGCCUGGUGCACGUGGACUCGGGCUCCGCGCUGCGCUUCAGCGGGCGCCAGCUGCCGGCCUGGGGCUUCCACCAGCACGAGGUGGUGGCCGACAAGGCGCUCACCCACCAGGACACCAUUUGGAAUGUGGAGGAACAUCGGUAUACUAAAGCUGAAGAUAGAAAGGAACGUGAACGCGAGCUGGUGAGCGCGGAGAUGAUCCCCACGGCAGCCACGCAGCUGACCUUCUGGGCCAAGUUCAUGGAGCUGCAGUACAAGAUGCUGACGCACGCCGCCGACGCGCCGCAGGGACACAUGUUCGCCAGCGAGCCGCUCGAGUGGCCGCUGCUAGUGCGCUCUAUCGCCUACUGGCUCUCCCCUAACUCUAAUGUAAGUGUCACACAUCACAAGUUCAUGCAGCUGCAGCACAAGAUGCUGACGCACGCCACCGACGCGCCGCAGGGACACAUGUUCGCCAGCGAGCCGCUCGAGUGGCCGCUGCUAGUGCGCUCUAUCGCCUACUGGCUCUCCCCUAACUCUAAUGCUCAAGUGCAUCUAAUCGGUAACAUGAUAACAUGGUACGCGGGCACCUUAUCAGUGCUGCUAUACGGGGGCGUACUCGUCGUAUACGCGAUACGACAGCGACGAGCGUUCUCCGACUUAACGCCUCUCGCCGCACAAAAGUUCUACGACGCCGGGUGUAUCCUCUUCCUAGGUUACUGGCUACACUAUUUGCCCUAUUUCUUUAUAGACAGAACACUUUUCCUGCACCACUAUCUGCCUGCUUAUAUAUUCAAAAUCCUCCUUUUAGCCUACGUAAUAGACCAUAUCUACUAUAAUAUCUAUGUUCGUGAAAGUAUAAAAUCGCUCACACAUAUAUUUGUACUGUGCAUAUAUAUUUGGUUGGUGUAUGUAAUUAUAACGUUCCAAAAGUUCAGUGUUUUGAGUUAUGGCAACACUGACUUGGCGGAAACCGACCUGUUGAAUCUGAGAUGGAAGGACACGUGGGAUUUUAUUCUUCACAAGAAAAAAUAACUUUUUACUGUAUAUUUUAUGACUGAUGCCAUAUUUUUGACUUGUUUGAAACGAAACAGAAUACUCACAUUUUUGUAACGCUUAUUUUACUUUUAUAAAUCAUAUCUGCCAUGGUUUUGUGGAUCUUUUUCAUUAUUAUAAGAAUCUCAAUUAUAAACUAUCAUUUUUAUGUGUAACAGUGCAUCAGAAAAUAAUUCUUGACGGCCUCCGUGGCGCAGUUGUAUGCGCGGUGGAUUUACAAGACGGAGGUCCUGGGUUAGAUCCCCGGCUGGGCCGAUUGAGGUUUUCUUAAUUGGUCCAGGUCUGGCUGGAGGAAAGCUUCGGCCGUAUCUAGUUACCACCCUACCGACAAGCGAUUUAGCUUUCCGGUACGAUGUCGUGUAGAAACCGAAAAGGAGUGUGGAUUUCAUCCUACUCCUAACAAGUUAGCCCGCUUACAUCUUAGAUUGCAUCAUCACUUACCAUCAGGUGAGAUUGUAGUCAAGGGCCAACUUGUAAAGAAUUAAAAAAAAAAAAUGAAAAUUUUCUAACUGAAGUUAUAAUUUAAGAUUUAAAAGAUUUUAAGUGAAGUAUGGUUAGAUAAAAGAACAAUGUGCACUGUGUAUUUAUUAUUUAAAAAAAAAAACAAUUUUUAAUUUUAUUAUUAAGACUAAAAAGAUGCUACUGCCAUAAGACAUCACAAUUUUUUGAUUUGUUUUUAAAACUCAAUAUUAAUAUCACAAUUUUUAUUUUAGUUAUGUAAGAAUAAACGUUAUAUUAUAGUCAGCUAGUUUCUAUAUUGUUGUUAUGUACAUCACAGGUUUAUACAUGUAGGUAAUGUAUUAGAUUAAGUUAGAUAUUAAUAUAGAGAAGUAAAUGUGCAAACUUUUAACGUCCAUAGAAUUUGCACUAGUACAGCUAGCGGCGUGAAAUCUAGCCGGUUUUAAGAUCAUCACUUUACUAUGUUAUACCUACCAGUUUAGUUUUUAGGGUUCCCUAACUCAAAAGCAAAAUACAAAACCUUAAAGGAAAAUCACUUAAUUUUCCGCCUGUCUGUCGGUGGCAAGAUCCUUUAUCUCGGGAAUUCGUGGGAGGUAUCGAAUUGAAAUUAAAACCUACCUACCUUCUUAUAUGAUUACCAACUACGUAAGGAAAAAAUCUAUAAUCUAUACUUUUGUAAUUAACACUUGCACAGUCCAGUGAGCCGAGUGGCUCACGCCAGUUUCUCUUCACGCCUCUCAGAGUCCAAAUGUUUCAGAUUAUUAAAUCCUUUUUUUUCCUCAUUUAUUUAAUAGUCCUGUUUUUUUUAAUUUUUAACCUAUUUAUAUAAAAUACAAAAUAUAAUAUAAAACACUGUUUUAAAAUUUAUGAAAAAAAAUUUAACCCUACCGCUGCGAGGCGAGGUGGUCAAGACUCCAGAAUGAGGAACCUCCUCACAAUACGCGUCGUCCCAAGAAUAAUUACCUUCUGUAUCCGACCCUUGAAUCUUGAUCCAGCAGAUAAGCGAAAGCUCCCUAUAUAUUUUCAUGAUUCAAAGUUUUCAAUUUAUGAUGGAUAUUAUUAAUUGUACCUACGGAAAAUUGUUUUUAUAUUAAGCUUUUCUGUUAUGUUUGUUUUGAGUAAGUAC